Messenger RNA from Penicillium brevicompactum, 1773 nucleotides. RefSeq names its product FACT complex subunit POB3. Lineage: Eukaryota; Fungi; Ascomycota; Eurotiomycetes; Eurotiales; Aspergillaceae. Gene Ontology annotation, cellular component: FACT complex; nucleus. The transcript is spliced from 8 exons. Gene Ontology annotation, molecular function: DNA binding; nucleosome binding; histone binding. Bases 1 to 1773 code for a protein of 590 amino acids. The record is from RefSeq and is a predicted model, not a curated record.
AUGGCGAAAGUGGCCUCCCUACCGCGCGCCGCAACGCGAACUCCAGAAAUCUUAAAGCUCUCGUUUCCACUGAUAUUUGCUCCUUUGGCCUCUAUCAUGGAGAGCUUUGACAACAUCUACCUGGACCUCUCAAAGCAGCCUGGAAAAUGCAAGCUCGCUGACAGUGGAUUGGGAUGGCGCCCAUCGGGCGGAGGCGAUACCUUCACACUUGACAGCAGCAAUAUUGGCGCAGCACACUGGAGUCGUGCCGCGAAGGGUUUUGAGCUUAAGAUCUUGUCGCGCAACUCAGGAGUCAUCCAGCUGGAUGGAUUUGAUCAGGAGGAUUUCGAGCGCCUGAGCAAAGCGUUCAAGAUUUGGUACGGCAUUAACGUGGAGACUCGCGAGCACGCACUGCGAGGAUGGAACUGGGGUAAGACCGAAUUCACAAAGGCCGAACUCGCCUUCAAUGUUCAGAACCGCCCCGCAUUCGAAGUUCCCUACUCUGAAAUCGCAAACACAAAUUUGGCUGGACGAAACGAGGUCGCGGUGGAGUUCGCACUCCCUACUGGGGACGCAAGCGAUGCCGCCAUGAAGGCCGGAAGCACAAAGAACCGAGGCCGUAAAGCCGCAGCAGGACCUGAUGAGCUGGUUGAGAUGCGUUUCUACAUUCCCGGAACCGCCGUGAAGAAGGAGAAGGCUGAGGGCGCCGAAGGCGAGGAAGAGGAGAAUGAUGAAGAGGUCGAAGAGCAGAACGCCGCCAACCUCUUUUACGAGACACUCAUGGACAAGGCUGAGAUUGGAGAUGUUGCCGGUGACACAUUUGCUACCUUCCUCGAUGUUCUUCAUCUCACGCCCAGAGGACGAUUCGAUAUCGACAUGUACGAAUCAUCCUUCCGUUUGCGCGGAAAGACAUACGACUACAAGAUUCAAUACUCUGCUAUUAAGAAGUUCUUCCUUCUGCCCAAGAACGAUGAUACCCACACACUCAUUGUGCUUGGUCUUGACCCUCCUUUGCGCCAGGGCCAAACCCGCUAUCCUUUCCUCGUCAUGCAGUUGAAGCUGGAUGAAGAGAUCAGCCUUGAGCUGAAUAUGACCGACGACCUCAUGCAGAACCAGUACAAAGACAAGUUGCAGGCGCACUACGAAGAGCCUAUCCACCAAGUGGUUACCAAGGUUUUCCGUGGAUUGUCUGGAAAGAAGGUCAUCAUGCCUUCCAAGGACUUUGUCAGCCACCAUGGUCACCAAGGUGUCAAGUGUUCUAUCAAGGCCAACGAGGGUCUUCUGUACUUCCUGGAUAAGAGUUUGAUGUUUGUUCCCAAGCCCGCAACUUACAUCCAGAUGGAAAACAUUGCCAUGGUCACCAUGUCGCGUGUUGGAGGCGCUGUUUCCGCUAGCCGCACAUUCGACAUUACAGUUGGAUUGAAGAAUGGAUUGGGCGAACAUCAGUUCAGCAACAUCAACCGUGAGGAGCAAAAGUCCCUGGAGGACUUCUUCAAGGCCAAGAGCAUCCGUAUUAAGAACGAGAUGGCUGAAGAGGCAUCUGGCCUUAUUGCCGCGGCACUUGACAACGACGCCAUGGGAUCUAGCGACGACGAAGUCCGCCCGGACCGCGGAUCUGCGGAUGAAGAUGAGUCCUCGGUUGACGAAGACUUUGAUGCAUCAUCAGACUCGGACGUGGCAGAAGAAUUUGACUCAGACCACGAGAGUAGCGGUGGCAGUGAUGAGGAAAUGCCCGAUGCUUCUGGCGGCGAGGAUAACGAACGUCCCAAGAAGAAGACCAAGACUUCUCAAUAG